UUCAAGGAGCUAUUAGAAAACCGGUAAAAACCCAAAUGGCAGUAUUCCUCAUCAGCUCUCCUCCGGGUCCUUUGUCCCUUGGAUACAGGUAAAUUCUUCUUUGUUAUUCUCUUUGAAUCGAAAAUACUUACCCAGAACCAAUAAAGCCCGGACCGGACCGGAGAAUAAUGUACGGUGGUGCCGGCAAGUUGGGCCGUGGAGGCGGAGGAGGUGGCGGGGGCGGGAAGCGGAACAUCAACUCCACCUUUCACGCGCCGCCUAUAAGUCGCGCCUCUGCUGCUCCCGGUGGCCGCCUCUCUUUAGGAGGAGGUGGCCGAGGCCGGGGCUCCGCCGCUUCCAUGGGUUCGGGUCCGUCCACCGCUUCUGUGCAGGCAGAGGAGACCUACAGCCUCGUCACGGGGAAUCCUCUGAAUUUUGCGAUGAUAAUAAGGUUGGUGCCGGACCUGGUGGAGGAGAUCAAGCGCGCGGAGUCAGAGGGGGCCAAAGUGCGGAUCAAAUUUGAUGCCAAUGCCAAUAAUAGCAACGGGAAUGCCAUUAAUGUGGGUGAUAAGAACUUCAAAUUCACAUGGUCACGGGAAAUGGGAGACCUUUGUGACAUAUAUGAAGAACGUCAAAGUGGUGAAGAUGGAAACAGCUUGCUUGUAGAAUCAGGGGGUGCUUGGCGCAAGCUGAAUGUACAGCGUGUCUUGGAUGAAUCAACUAAAAAUCAUGUUAAAAUGCGGUCACAAGAAGCUGAGCAAAAGCUCAAAUCACGCAAGGCCAUUGUUUUAGACCAUCAAAACCCAACUAUGAAGAAUCAAAUUAAGGCAUUGGCUGCUGCUGAGUCUACUCCAUGGAGAAAUUUCAAGCAAAAGAAAGAGCCUCCUUUCAAAAAGAGAAAAGCUGAACCUCCUUCAGGUGGACCUGCUAAAUCUGUUUAUAAAUCUGCGGUGGCUACAACAACCCCUUUGAAGGGAAGGACUAUGGAUUCACCUCUAUCUUCUCCACCGGAGCAGUCCGGUGCUCCAGUUUCGCCAUUUGGAAGUGGCAAUUUAAUGAAGGGAUAUGCAGGUAUACAAGACAGUAUACCAACUCAAACUAACAAUAAGACUGCCAGCUCGGAGAAAGAAAUGCCUGGCAGGGUGAUGAGUAAUACAGUCCGAGAUAAACCAAAGCACAUGGCGCCGAAAGCUUCCGAUUUGAAAAGUUUGGUAAUUUCUCUUCUCAUGGAGCAUCAUUCCAAGGGUAUGAGUCUCAAGGGCUUGGAGAAGGCUAUUGGGGAUGCAAUGCCCAACUCGGUUCGGGAAAUUGAGCCCAUCUUAAAACAGGUUGCUACUUUUCAAGCUCCAGGAAGAUACUUUUUGAAACCAGGAGUAGAGAUGGAAAACUUCAAGAAACCUUCAUCUGAAAGUGGAAGUUCUCCAGAAUUGAACCGUCUAUCUUUGGUCCAUGAGAAGAGUGCCCGACUCCCUGUUCCAGAACCCACCUUUUCAUUGAGAACGGACACCGAUGAAUUACAAGAAAAUGCUCUAUCGAACUCAAUGCCUAGACAUGACUUGGACACCAUAGAGAAAAUUGAUAUCCUAAAUAGUUCACCUACUGCUUUAAGUGACAAAAAAGUUUCUGAUCAUAGUGAAGGGCCUGCAGCUAGUUCUAGUGAUAGUGGAAGUGACAGUGCCAGUGAAAGUGAUAGCAGUGACAGUGGUAGUGAUAGUGGAAGCCAUAGCAGAAGUAAAAGUAAAAGCCCAGUGGCAAGUCGAAGUGGUAGUAGCAGUGACAGUGAAAGUGAUGCAUCUUCCAACAGCAAGCAGGCAUCCGAUGAGGAUGUUGAUAUUAUGACGAGUGACGACGAUGACAACGUUGUGAAGUCCAAGCAUAGAUCCCAAGAUUCUGGGCCUGUCUCACCUAAAUCUCCUAGUCAAGGGAGACCUCCUUAUAGUGAAUCUGUUGAUGUUGUAGAUGAUCAUGUUUCUGAUGUGGUUGAGAUUGAGAAAGACUUGCCUGAAGAUGACCAGGAAGCUGAAAUGGCUGCAGCUACUAAUUCAGUUUCUAGCAAAGAUAGUGAAAAACUUGUGGAAGGGACAAAACCUUCUUCACUCAAUCAUCUCAGGGCUAACGAAAGCCAAGUCUACAGGCAAAGAUUCUAUGGUGAAACAGAAAAUGUGGUAAGGGAUGGCUUCAAGCAACAGCAGUCUGAUAGCAGAGAAAGGAUGCCAAAAAGCAAAUUUAGAAGGCAUUCUGACGAUAAGCAAUCUGAUGAGAGGCCUUACAACAGUAAAAGAUCAAAAGGCAACAACUCGAGUCAGACUGUGUCUGGGACAAUGAAUGCUCUCUUUGGUGAGAGUCCUUGCAAUUCAUCCCCUGGUAGGCCUCUACAAGGCCAUCAUAAGGGACCUACUAUUCAAAUGGCUGAUAGAACUGCUUGGGAUGGUGCUGAUGAUUCUAGCAUACCGAAAGGUUCCGAGCAAGCCUUUCCAAGUAGAUCUGUUUCUGAAUCUCAGCAACCAGAUCGAAAAUCUUUUGAUGCUGGCAUACAGGCUAAGGUCCCUUCUGGAGAAGAGUGGUCAGGUAAACAUGCUGAGAACUUGGGUCGUGGCAUUAAGUCCACUGAAAGAAACCUUCAAUCAAGCAAGGGUCUUAAGCUUCAUAAAGAUAAGAGUAAAAUAGAAGCGCAAGGGGAAGAUGGUUUUGUUGGUGAGAAAAGGCCAACCAGUUAUUCUGCUGGUGUUGGAGACAAACAGUCUCUGCUGACUGAAUCUCGUCACCAAAAAAAUGAAAUUGUGGGGAAGUUGAAGGAGCCUGGGUCCAUGGCGCAUUCUCCCAAGGACAGCAACACUAAUUUUCCUGAAAGAUCUCCUUUGAUGAAUGAUCGGGGCAGAAUACUACGAAGAGAGCAUUCAGAAUUAGAGUUGGGUGAAUUUCGUGAACCUGUUCCUGAUGAAACUCCUGGCUCUAAGAAGAGAUUUGAGAGGGAAAAUUCUUUUAAAAAAUCAGAAAACAAACCAACAAGUUCGGAGUACUGGAACUCAGAUUCAGGUAAAGGAAAACCUACUAAUAAGAUUACUUCAGAUUCAAGGAAACUGUCUUCACCCAAUGCAAAUAAUGUGGCUUCUGGCUUUCCAAAUGGAUCAUUGAAGAGCCAAACACCAGAACACCAUGGUGAUGAUAUUUCAAGAUCUUACCCAAAAACUGCUCAAUCUCAACCGCAGCAGCACCAAUCUAGACAUAUUGAAGGCGGAACAAACCUGGGGACUAGCUUGGAAUCUCAUCAGGAUACGUACAGCAGAGUGCCUGUAAAUGCAUCAGCAGAGCAACGUGAUCCAAAACCAGUUGUCCCAUCUAUGAAAGAAGGCAAGAAUCAAAAAUCCAAAGCAAGUGCGAAUUCAAAUGAUAAACAAAAAGAUGCUUCUUUGACAGCGAGCAAUGGUGGUGGUCAGAAACGGAGAGAAUCUUCAUCUGAUGAGAAUAGUUGUUUGUAUUCCAAGUAUGACAAGGAAAAGCCUGAGCUGAAGGGUCCAAUAAAGGAUUCCUCACAGUAUAAAGAAUAUGUGCAGGAGUUUCAAGAGAAAUAUGAGAGCUAUUGCUCCUUGAACAAAAUCUUGGAGUCUUACAGGGAUGAGUUCAGUAACUUCGGGAAGGACCUUGAGGUGUACAGAGGAAGGGACACAAAGAGAUAUCAUGAAAUUUUAGGACAUAUGAGAGCAUCCUUUCGUCAGUGUGGGGAGAGACAUAAACGACUGAAAAAGAUUUUUGUUGUGCUUCAUGAAGAGUUGACGCAACUGAAGCAGAUGAUCAAAGAUUAUGCUGCGAAAGACUGAUAUCUAUUUGUCAAUGCUUUACUGGGAAGAUUCACCGAAUGUUGCCUGCAAAGCUUCAUUUGUAUCCUCGUGUUGUCAAAAGUUGAAAAAUGAUUGCCCGUGGUGUUUGCUAAACUGUAUGUCAAUGGGCAUCAGUGCUCUAGACGAGAUUGAGGCCAGUAAAGUUAGUGGAGAUUAUGUUUUAACAUUGCGGAGGUGGGAAAAUCUGAUGUCCAAGGGUGGACACGUACUGUAUAUUUAUCAUUUUCGUUAUUUUUCUUCGUUUUUCAUUGUGAUAUGGUUGUUCUAGUAGUAUUGAAAGGUGGAUUUACUUCUUUUAAAAUAGAUCCUGUCCCUUUGUUUUUUUUGAGGGUUGGCACUUCUUGAUGAAUGACAAGAUGUAAUCAUUGUAAUCAAUUUUGACAUUGUUUGGGUAUUAUAGUUUAGUCUAUUAUCAAAGGCAGAAGGGCAGUAAUAGAUACACUUUAGUUAAA
Olea europaea var. sylvestris is the source of this 4270-nucleotide messenger RNA. Its product is annotated as dentin sialophosphoprotein. The coding region runs from base 168 to 3797 and encodes 1209 amino acids. The transcript has 12 exons. NCBI's taxonomy places the organism in Eukaryota, Viridiplantae, Streptophyta, Magnoliopsida, Lamiales, Oleaceae. The record is from RefSeq and is a predicted model, not a curated record.